AUGCAGGCAAAAACAUUGGAGUCAUACCCAGCUUUACUCUCCCUCACGGCUAUGAUAUGUGCGGCGAUGGGUGUCGAAGGCUUUAUAGCGUCUGUUGUGCUCGAGAAGGGCAUUAAUUUUGCAGUUUGGUCGAUACAUUGGGAUAUUAAACUAUUAGCUUAUGUCUACGGAGGAAUCCUGUGUUCAGGACUUGGUAAUUAUAUCUCACUACAUAUAUUACGAGAAAAAGGACCAGUGUUUCUAACAUCAUUUAAUCCUCUAACCAUGUUGAUUGUUGCUGGUAUGAGCAGUUUCAUUUUAGCAGAGCAAUUGGAAUUGGGAAAGGUUGUAGGAGGAUUUGUUAUAGUCGUUGGGCUGUACCUGGUGCUAUGGGGUAAAACCAAAGAUGAUCAUAAUAGCUCAUCUACAGGGCUCACAGAAGAGAAACCGUCGAUUCAUCAUCAAAUUUAUGCACUAGAUUCACCUACUGUGAAGGCCUUAUCAAUUGAUGGCUCCCAAGCAACAACUACAGAGAUUGUUUAAGAUUAAUUCAAUGGUGUAUAUCCUUAUGGGAGGGACGAUGGACAUGUUUGGUACGAGCCAACUGUAUAAGGUCUUUGUGCAUUUAAUUAUCCCUAUUUUUAACUUCGAUUUCUAGUUUGGGUGGAGAGAGAGAAACUCUUGGAACCAAAACUAGUAAUAUAUGGAA
Molecule: messenger RNA, 688 nt
Organism: Olea europaea var. sylvestris
Lineage: Eukaryota; Viridiplantae; Streptophyta; Magnoliopsida; Lamiales; Oleaceae
Product: WAT1-related protein At2g39510-like
Exons: 3
Coding region: 1-522 (173 amino acids)
Cellular component (GO): plasma membrane
Molecular function (GO): transmembrane transporter activity
Source: RefSeq, a predicted model, not a curated record